Molecule: messenger RNA, 411 nt
Organism: Bipolaris maydis ATCC 48331
Lineage: Eukaryota; Fungi; Ascomycota; Dothideomycetes; Pleosporales; Pleosporaceae
Source: RefSeq, a predicted model, not a curated record
AUGGGCAUACCCUACUCCCGCCAAAUCAACGCCGCCUUCGAACAAGUCACCCCCCUCGUCGCCGCCGGCUUCACCGUCCUCCGCACCACACGCGACAUAUCCAUCUUACUCGCCAUCAUCCAAGUGCUAACCGUGCUGCUACUAGCGCUGAUACUAGGCGUGCUAGUUUUGAUUGUAUAUUGUGUGAAUCCGGAUUUGGAGGAAGAACGACAACGCAUCAUAACGCCGUGGUUGCGCUACGUGGCGCGGAUUAGUAUUUGGGGGGUUGCGAAAUUCGUGGUUGGGAUUGCGGUCAUGGGGAGUGUAGCGAGUGCGGCGGUGUGGAAGGGGAUUGUGGCGAAGCAGUGGGUGGAGGAUGUCGAGUAUGAAGGGAAUGUACGGGCGGAGAUGGCGUUGGAGGAGUUGGGUGAG